CCAAAACCACCUCAGAAAAAAAAAAAAAAAGAAGCAGAAAUAUGGUUGCCGCCGGCGCAUACUGGUUAAGUUUGACCCUCCCUUUGCUCCUUGCCGCCUACUGCUACUACUUCCUCCUCGGAACUCGUCGUCGCCGCAGAAACCUCCCGCCCAGCCCGCCUUCCCUCCCGAUCAUCGGCCACCUUCACUUACUCUCAACCCAAUCCCCUUACCGAUCCCUCCGCGACCUCUCCGCCAAAUACGGCGCCGUGUUGCUCCUCCGCUUCGGUUCCCGCGACGUCCUGGUGAUCUCCUCCCCUUCCGCCGUCGAGCAAUGCUUCACCGACAACGACAUCGCCUUCGCCAAUCGGCCCCUCCUGCUGGGCGCCAAGCACCUCAAUUACAACCACACCACCAUCGGCGCCUGCAACUACGGUGACCGCUGGCGCAACCUCCGCCGCCUCACCACCGUGGAGCUCUUCUCCCCAUCCUGCGUCGCCGCCUUCUCCGCCGCCCGGCGGGUGGAGGCCGGGCUGAUGUUGAAGGAAAUUUUCAGAGAGGCAGAGUCCGGAGAAAGACGAGGGGUGAAUCUGAGCUCGAAAUUCAGAGGAUUCGCUUUCAACACCAUGCUUCGGAUGGUCGCCGGGAAGCGGUAUUUCGGGUACGGCGAAUCGGAUGUGGUGGAUAGAGAAGCGGAGGAGUUUCGGGAUCUGAUCGGCGAAUUCUCUGCGAUUCAGGGGACCUCGACGCCCAACGAUUUCUUUCCCCUGCUUCGAUGGGUCGAUUUCCAAGGUCUGGAGAAGAGGAUGAAAUCGAUCAUGACCAAAUUGGAUGACUUCUUGCAGCAUCUCGUGGACGGGUUUCGUGAAUCCCGAUCGAAAUCGUCGUCGUCGCCGUCUUCUUCUGAACCAGGCGGUGGAACCCUAAUCGACGUCAUGCUGUCGUUGCAAGAUACAGAGCCCGAGUUUUAUACCGACGAGACCAUCAAAGGCGUCAUCUUGAUAAUGCUCAUCGCCGGCACCGAGACAUCUUCCACAACAAUGGAAUGGGCGAUGUCUCUGCUGCUCAACAACCCCGAAUCAAUGUCUCGUCUGGUCUCCGAGAUCGAACAAACCGUUGGAACGGAUCGUCUGUUAGACGAAACCGACUUACCGAACCUAAAUUACCUUCACAACGUAAUCGACGAGACGCUCCGGCUGUACCCGCCGGUGCCGCUGCUGAUCCCGCACGAGUCCUCUCAGGAGACGCGCGUCUGCGGGUACACCGUGCCAAAGGGGGCGAUGCUGCUAGUCAACGCUUGGUCUCUGCACAGGGAUCCAGAGCUGUGGACGGAGCCGGAGAGAUUCUCGCCGGAGAGAUUUGAAGAAGCUGAGCCGGCGAUGAAGAGGAAGGAGAACAAGUACAGGCUGGUUCCGUUCGGCGCGGGGAGGAGGGCUUGCCCGGGGGAUUUGCUUGGGAAGAAAGUGGUGGCGAUGGCUUUGGGCGGUCUGGUUCAGGGGUUUGAGUUGGGUAAGAUUGAUGAGAGGGUGGAGAUCGAUAUGGGUGAGGGGAUUGGGUUGACCAUGGCCAGGGUUCACCCGCUGGAGGUUUUGUGCAAACCUCGCAGCAGCGGGAUCGCCAUGGCUCAAUUCCUCUUCGUCGACACGUGUCAUGAGUAGUUGGUUACCACGUCAAUUUUGCAUUUGUUGUGAUUUUUGUCUUGUCGAGAGGGAGAGAGGCAGUACCUCAAUAUCAUAUGUAUCCGAGGUUGAAUAAAGUGGGUGGUCGGAUGUCCCCUAGAAUCAACCACCAACCAAGCAGAUUCGCCGCUCAAAUAAUUGUCACACGACCGUGAUAUAACCAUAAAGUAAAUAUCAUGGAGGCCAAAUGACAGACAGUUAUCGCAGAUCGCCUAACAAUAGUACCCAAUAAUUAUCAGCAGGCGAACGUUUUUUGAGGCAGAAUGCAAGAGUAAUAAUAUGCGAAUGAAAUA
This is a messenger RNA of Linum trigynum, 1951 nucleotides long. NCBI's taxonomy places the organism in Eukaryota, Viridiplantae, Streptophyta, Magnoliopsida, Malpighiales, Linaceae. The record is from the annotation of a GenBank genome assembly.